UUUGUUGGGGAUUCUCCCCCUACCCCAGGCCAUUUUCCUGCUCCAGGGAUAUCCCGAAUGAGCAAACGGGGAUUUGGGAAUGCCCGCGGCGCUUUGGGACAGGGCUGGGCACAUUCCGGAGGCGCGGGAGGAGCCGCGGUUGCCGCUGGAAACGGGAAUUGCCCAACGCACCCGGGGCUGACUCAGCCCGGGCGGGGCUCACGAACUUUCUUUUCCCGAGUUUUUUUCCGGAUCUGACAAUUCCAACCCAGAGCGGAGCCCAGCCAUGCCCACGGAGACGGAGCGCUGCAUCGAGUCGCUGCUGGCCGUGUUCCAGCGCUAUGCUGGAAAGGAGGGGAGCUCCUGCACCCUGUCCAAGCGGGAAUUCCGGGCGUUCAUGGAAACCGAGCUGGCCGCCUUCACCAAGAACCAGAAGGAUCCAGGUGUGGUGGACAGGAUGAUGAAGAAGCUGGACAUGAACAGCGACGGGCAGCUGGAUUUCCAGGAAUUCCUGAACCUCAUCGGGGGCAUCGCUGUGGCCUGCCACGACUCCCUGAUCCUCAAAUCCCCCAAUCCAUAAAUCCAGAAGCUCUGGAUCCACCCCAGAUCCCCCCAGGACAUCCCGUGGAAUGCUGCAAGUGAUGGAAUGGUCGCAUUCCCUUUUUUCUUUUUUUUUUCCCCUGCUUUUUAUGGAUAAAUAAAAGGUUUAAAACCCUGA
This is a messenger RNA of Oenanthe melanoleuca, 697 nucleotides long. RefSeq names its product S100 calcium binding protein A11 (gene S100A11). Gene Ontology annotation, biological process: regulation of cell population proliferation. NCBI's taxonomy places the organism in Eukaryota, Metazoa, Chordata, Aves, Passeriformes, Muscicapidae. Gene Ontology annotation, molecular function: calcium ion binding; calcium-dependent protein binding. Gene Ontology annotation, cellular component: cytoplasm. Bases 266 to 559 code for a protein of 97 amino acids. The record is from RefSeq and is a predicted model, not a curated record. The transcript has 3 exons.